AUGCCACGCAAACGUAAAUCCAAUCUAAGCCGUAGUUCUAGCAGAGCUCGAACUGCAAAAGUUGCUAGAAGCCAAGAAUCUGAAGAGCAGACUCAGACGCGUCAGAUGUUAGAUUCUCAGCGUCAUGCGACUCAAAGAGCUUCUGAGACCUAUACGCAGACUCAAGCCCGUAGGACCUUAGAUGCUGAGCGCCACGCAUCUCAAAGGGCCUCUGAGACGUUUACACAGACUCAAGCCCGUCAGGCCCUAGAUGCUGAACGCCACGCAUCUCAAAGAGCCUCUGAGACGUUUACGCAGACUGAGACCCGUCAGGCCCUGGAUGCUGAAUGCCACGCAUCUCAAAGGGCCUCUGAGACCUAUACGCAGACUCAGGCCCGUCAGACCCUGGAUGCUGAACGCCACGCAUCUCAAAGAGCUGCUGAGACAGUGGAACAGACUCAGACACGUCGAGUUUUAGAUGCCGAACGUCACGCGCAAUUGAUUGCGGCAGAGACUGACGAAGAUUCACAAAGACGACGUCUUUUAAAUGCUGAACGGCAGGCAGAAAGAAGACGUACGUUUUCAAUGAGUACGUGGGAGGCAUUUAAUGGUGCCGCUUUUGAGUAUGACCCUUUGAUCGACUAUGUUAAUCACCGAUUGGUUAUCAUUGGGAGAAUGGAUAAAAAAUGCAGAUAUUGUGAAGUACUGAAAUGGAAAGAAGAAACUUCAGGUAUGUGCUGUUCUGGUGGAAAGAUGACGUCAUUUGGUGUAGAUAAGGAGGUCGUAAUGCCUGGAUUUUCACCUACUUUUACCAUCCAAGGACAGGUGUAUCACAGGAUUGGUUCCUUACUUCCCGCAAAUAAUGAACAACCAAAGUCUUUGCAACUUUAUUUCAUGGGCGAUGAAAAAAACGAAGCUGAUCGCAGGUGUCAAAAUAUACAAGGAAUCGAAAGGGAUACUGUUUUAAAAAUCCAGAGAAUGUUGCAUGAACAUAAUCGCCUUAUCAAUACUUUCAAAACAGCACUAGAAAGAAUGCCGGGAGAGGAUUAUAGGUUGGUGAUGCACCCCGAUCGCACACCAAGUGGGGAACAUGAAAGGCGGUAUAAUGCACCGUUAAUAAAUGAAGUCGCAGCCUUGGUUACAGGCGAACAGUUUGCUUUCCGUGAUAUAGUUUUACAGGCCCGAGAUGACACAUUAACCAGGGUGCCUGAUACUCAUAAAUUUUAUGAUGCGUUGCAAUAUCCGAUCAUAUUUAGUAAGGGACAAGAGGGGUACCACUUUCAAGUUCCUCAAAUUAAUCCUGUAACAGGUCUUCCCUUGCAUAACAAAAAGGUUUCAUGCAUGGAUUUUUAUGCCUACAACAUGAUGAUACGAGAAAACAACUUUAACAUUGUACAAAGAUGCAAGCAACUGGCCAAUCAGUUUUACGUUGACAUGUACGUUAAAGUUGAAAGCGAGAGGUUACGGUACAUAUCAUUAAAUCAAACUAAACUAAGAGCAGAGAAUUACAUCCAUCUUCAAGACGCUGUGGCAAAUGACGCUAAUUUAAAUCCAAAUAACUUAGGUCGUAUGGUCAUUUUACCAUCUUCAUUUGUAAAUAGCCCGCGGUACUUACACGAAUAUACUCAGGACGCGUUUGUUUAUGUGCGUACACAUGGUCGCCCUGACUUAUUCGUCACCUUUACUUGCAACCCAGCCUGGCCCGAAAUAGUCAAUCAGUUGAUGCCGGGGCAAAGCGCAAUAGAUAGACAUGAUGUAGUCGCAAGAAUUUUUAGACUAAAAGUUAAAAAACUAAUGGAUGUGAUUAAUAAAGGCCGAGUGUUCAGAGAAGCGCGCUGCUUUAUGUACUCUGUCGAAUGGCAGAAACGUGGACUGCCACAUGUCCAUAUAUUAUUGUGGUUAAAAGAUAAGUUACGACCCGAUCAAAUAGAUAACAUAAUCAGCGCUGAAAUACCGGAUCCUAACAUUGACAAGACUCUCCAUGACAUUAUUGUAAAAAAUAUGAUUCACGGUCCAUGCGGACCCGAAAAUCCACAUCCACAGUGCCACUGCAUGAAAGACGGAAAAUGCACAAAAAAAUUUCCUCGCAAGUUAGUGAAAGAGACCGUUCACAACGACCACGGAUACCCGCAGUAUCGUAGAAGAGCGCCAGCAGACGGAGGUCGAACAGCAACCGUGAAGCUCCGAAAUGGUAGCUACGUUACGGUUGAUAAUAGUUGGGUAGUCCCCUAUUCACCAAUUUUAUCAAAAAUGUUUAACGCCCACAUAAAUGUUGAGGCAUGCAGUUCAGUACGCGCCAUCAAAUAUAUUUGCAAAUAUAUAAACAAGGGUAGUGAUCAAGCUAUUUUCAAUUUUAGAAAUACUGAUCUUGCGAAUCCCGUAGAUGAGGUACAAACUUAUCAGUCUGGUCGGUAUGUCAGCAGCAACGAAGCCGUGUGGCGUCUGUUAGCAUUUCCGUUGCACGAAAGGCAUCCCACCGUGACACAUCUCAGCGUGCAUUUAGAAAAUGGUGAACGCGUUUAUUUUAAUGAACACAAUUUCCACGAACGAAUAACUACUCCGCCAAAAACCACACUCACUGCUUUUUUUGAUCUUUGUAUCAGAGAUGAGUUUGCAAAAACUCUUCUUUAUGUCGAGGUGCCGAGGUAUUAUACUUGGGAUGCAAGUAGGAAAACUUGGAAACGCCGCAUUCAAGGUACUUCAGUUCACGAUUGGCCUGGCGUCAAAUCUGGAGAUGCUUUAGGACGAGUUUAUACAGUUCAUGUUAAUUAUCCUACAUUUCGAGAGGCAUGUGAGGCAAGAGGAUUACUGGAGAAUGACAACCAUUGGGAUGUGACACUGGAAGAAGCUGCUCAAUGUAGAUCAGCAGGCAAGAUGAGAGAGCUAUUUGCUGUAUUAGUAGCGACAUGUGGUCUUUCAAAUCCUCAACAAUUGUGGGAUAAAUACAAAAAUGAUAUGACCGACGAUAUAUUGCACAGAUUACAAGAGCAAAAUCCCAAUGUCACGUACAGUGAUUUAAUCAAUGAGGGUCUGACAAAAAUUGAAGACCAGGUUAAAACAAUUUCUGGAAAGGAUUUAUCAGAUUAUGGAAUGAUCAGACCACAGAGAACCGAGGAAAUCAGUAGCGAUUUAAUACGGGGACUAGAUUACUUACAACAACAAUUGACAGAGUCUGUUCCACGUUUGAUCCCAGAACAAAGGUUAGUAUUUGACAAUGUUUUCAAAAAAAUCGAAGAUGGCGAAGGUGGUUUGUUAUUUUUGGAUGCUCCCGGAGGCACGGGAAAAACCUUUCUUUUAAACUUGCUUUUAGCGCAAAUCCGAAAAGAUAAAGGAAUUGCUGUAGCAGUUGCCUCUUCCGGAAUAGCCGCCACUCUGCUCAAUGGUGGUCGAACGGAACAUUCGGUGCUUAAACUGCCAUUAAACUUAGCCCAUGAAGAAAUGCCAGUCUGUAAUAUAAGUAAAAACAGCGAGCGUGGACGUAUGUUGCAGCAAUGUAAAUUAUUAGUUUGGGAUAAGUGUACUAUGUCCCAUAAAAGAGCAAUUGAAGCUCUAGAUCGGACUUUGAAAGACAUCAAGAGUAAUCCAAAUAUCAUGGGGGGGAUGGUGGUACUUUUAGCGGGCGAUUUUAGACAGACUUUGCCGGUUAUCACUAAAGGCACCCCUGCAGAUGAAAUAAAUGCGUGUUUAAAAGCGUCAACGUUAUGGGUGCACGUAAAAACGUUUAGUCUGUCUACAAAUAUGAGAGUGCAACUACACAAUGAUGUACAAUCUGGACAAUAUGCUGCUGCUCUUCUUAAAAUUGGAGAAGAUCGUAUGGCAAAGGAUGGUAAUGGCAUGAUUACAUUGGAUCGUGAAUUCUGCAAUGUUGUGCAUAAUCCAGAUGAUCUAAAUAACUUCGUCUAUAGCGAACUGCUAACUAAUAUGAGGAAUAGAGACUGGUUAUGUGAAAGAGCAAUUUUAGCGCCGACGAAUGAAAUGGUGGGACAGAUAAACGAGCAAAUUAUGUCACGCGUGGAAGGUGAUAUUGUUGAGUUUCUCUCUGUAGACACUGUAAUGGAUACUGAACAAGUAACAUCAUACCCUGUAGAAUUUCUUAAUUCUUUAGAACUGUCGGGAGUACCUUCACACAAACUGAGGCUGAAAGUAGGCGUUCCUGUCCUUUUAAUGCGGAAUUUAGAUGCACCAAGACUGUGUAAUGGCACACGGUUGCAAGUGACACACCUCGGUCGCAAUAUUGUAAAAGCAAUCAUUAUGACUGGAAUGGCAAAAGGAGAGAACGUUUUAAUCCCCCGUAUACCCAUAAUUCCGACAGAUUUGCCAUUCCAGUUUAAGAGAUUACAGUUUCCGCUGAAAAUCGCAUUCGCUAUGACGAUAAAUAAAGCUCAGGGGCAAACAUUAAAAGUAGCCGGCAUUAAUUUAGAAAAGAGUUGUUUUUCUCACGGACAAUUAUACGUGGCUUGCUCACGUGUUUCAAGUCCACAGAAUCUCCAUGUGUUGGCCAGAGAGGGAAAAACAAAGAACAUAGUUUACAAAAAUGUACUACAGUAA
Molecule: messenger RNA, 4527 nt
Organism: Leptidea sinapis
Lineage: Eukaryota; Metazoa; Arthropoda; Insecta; Lepidoptera; Pieridae
Exons: 3
Coding region: 1-4527 (1508 amino acids)
Biological process (GO): DNA repair; telomere maintenance
Molecular function (GO): DNA helicase activity
Source: RefSeq, a predicted model, not a curated record